CAACGUGCGUUUCCAAUGUUUGGCCGCUGUAAAUGAACAUGUGAGAAGCCGCUCCGUUGAGCGUCUGAAAAAGAGCGAAACAACUGUGGGCCUUACCUGGGGAAAAAAACAACCCGGCUAAUAUUUUUUAGGUUCUAGUAUGCUAGCGAGCUCGCAGUCUGUGUGUGUGUGUGUGACCAGCACAGCGCAUUGGUGAUGGUACGCGGCGGCGAGCGGUCAGAUUCCACGGUUAACGGAGAGUGGGGGAGGGGGUUACCUAAGCGACUGCUCUGCGGUGCCUUGGUUUUGCGGGGACCUCCCCUCGCCACCCACCCCCCCGCAAAUAAACCCACGGAGUCUCCAGAUCAGCUGUUCACCACCUACCCUGUGGGUCUGCAGGCCGCCUGGUGGUCCCCCGAUGCUACUGCUACUACCACAGGGGGGCGUCCACGGUAAAAGACGACAAAAUUAAUAACGACAUCCUCGCCAAGGAAAUGAAUGUGCAAUGUCAAAUCACCGGGUAGUCGAUGUAGGGUGUGGCGGUCCGAGAAAUGUUUGGAGGUUCAAAAAGUGGAUCUGCUACGGCCCGGUGUCCUGCGGUACGGCGGGGCAAGGCGGGGCAAGGCGGGGCAAGCCGCGCCGGCGCUGAUCACGGACACCAAAACGGCGUGCACACGCGCGGCACUUUUAACUUCGGCACUGAACAAGGGUGGCAGGACGGAGCAUACAAAAGGUGAUCGUGGUGCACGUCAAUCCUGGGGAGACGUUCACGAUACGAGCCAAGGAUGGCUCGGUGCAGUGCAUACAGGGUCCAGCCCAGGUUCCCAUGAUGUCUCCCAAUGGGUCCAUACCUCCCAUCCACGUGCCACCAGGCUACGUGUCGCAGGUGAUCGAAGACAAUGGCGUGCGGAGGGUGGUGGUGACACCGCAGUCCCACGAAUUCCACCCGCACGGCCACCCCAGCCUGCCCCCCCCGCACAUGCAUCCGCACUACAUGCACCACCCGCCGGCGCACCUCAUCCCGCACCCCCAGCACAUGUACGCGCAGGUCGCGGAGGUGCCGCCACAGUACCUCGCUCAGCCGCUGCCCCCGCAGGUCUACGAACCAGACUCGGCGGGGCCUCACGGGCGGCAGAGCUACGCAUACCGCGACGAGCGCGCCAGCAAGACACACGAGCGGCUGCAGAAGAAGCUGAAGGAGCGGCACCACCAGGGCGAGUGGCACAGCCGCGAGCGCGCCGACACGGCCGGCGGCAGCCCCGCCGCGUCGCCGCGCAAGAGCCAGGCCGCCUCGCCCGACAGCUGCGCGUCCCCGUCCCCGUCCUCCGCCGCGACGGCGGUGCCGGCGCCACCGCUGCUGCUGCACAACGGCCACAAGGGCGGUGGCAGUGGCGGCAGCCCCUCGGCCACCUCCUCCGGCUACUCCAGCUCGCUGUCGGCGUCGCCCUCCUCCUCCGGGUCCGGCAAGCGAGGCGCGGAAGAAUGCCGGUCGUGCGGCACGCAGGCCGACGAGAGGGACGCGGCAGGAGACUUCACCAUGGAGAACAAGAGGUUGCAAGAGGUCCUCUCUGAGAUCGAGAAACCACAGGUUGUGGAGGUGCUGGCUCGCGAGGUCCAAGUGAGUUGGCAGCCGCUGCCCGGGUUGCAUCCGGAAGACGAUUCCAGCGAGAGCCAGGGCCAGCCCUCGUGUCUGUACGAGCUUUCGCUGUCUACCAAGGCCAAGGAAGCCAAGUACAGGACGGUGUACAGGGGUGAAGAGCCGGAAUUCAAGUUAACAGACCUGAGGCCUGCGACGGAAUACCACAUCAGGGUGUGCGCUCUGUGCGACGGUGUCAAAGGCUCGAACUCGGAGCACGCCACCUUCACGACGUCCCCCGCCGCUCCCGAGACCCCCAGUCCCCCGAAGCUCACGAGCAGAACCAAGUCUACGCUCGUGAUGCAGUGGAAGCCUCCUGCGGACAACGGCUCGAAAGUGACGGGCUACGUCUUGGAGUGGGAUGAGGGAAUCAAGGGCGGCGCUUUCAAGAACUGUUACAACGGCCACCAGCGGCAGUACCGGGCCAGCAAGCUGUCGCCGUCCGUGGCCUACCGCUUCCGCCUGGCGGCCAAGAACGACGUGGGGACCAGUGACUUCAGCGACGAGGCGUGCUUCAUCACGUCGGGCAGCAUCCCGCCACCGCCGUCUGCCCCGUGCCUGCACCGCGCUGCCGUCACCUGGCUCGCCAUCACGUGGAGCCGCCCCUCCGGCCUGCCCGCCGAGGAGAGCCUGCAGUACCUGCUGGAGAUGGACGACCCGAGCACGGGCUACGGAUUUCGGCCCAAGUACAACGGAGAGGAAUUGAUAUACACCAUCAGGAACCUGAGGAGAAGCUCCGAGUAUAAGUUCCGGCUCUUCGUAUCCAACGUGGAAGGGAGGAGCGGUCCGAGUGAAGUUGCGACGUUUGUAACUCAACCAGACAAACCCGGAGCUCCGAGCAAGCCGGUUGUCAAGGGGAAGCUACUUCCUCACUCCUUCAAGGUCCUAUGGGAGCCGCCAAAAGACAACGGCGGCGUCGAAAUCACCAAUUACACGCUGGAGCUGGUGGAAGGGGACAAGAUGCCGUGGGAGGAGGUGUACAGCGGACCGCAGCGCGAGCACUCGUGCGACCACAUGAGGCCCGGCGCGUCCUACCGCCUCCGCGUGUCCUGCACGAGCGAUGGAGGCACAAGCCAGUUCUCAGAAGUGUGCGCCAUUCAGCUGCCGCCGAUUGCCCCGGGUCCCUGCAACCCUCCUCGGGUCUUGGGGAAACCCAAAGCUCGAGAGCUUCACAUCCGAUGGAGCCCGCCAGCGAUGGACGGAGGCUGCCCUGUGGCGGAGUACACCGUGGAGCUCGGCGGGCCCCAAGUGGAGCCGCGGGAGGCCUUUGUGGGCCCUGAGCUAGAGUGCACGGUCCAGAGCCUGCUGCCCGGACGCUCGUACACGCUGCGAGUACGAGCAGCCAACAAGGCCGGGUACGGACCCUACUCGGAGCCCAUAGAGAUGAACACAGCAGCCGGCGUGCCGGAGCAAUGUCAGCCGCCUACCAUCACCUGCAGAAGCGCAACUUCGGCGAGCGUCAGCUGGGAGAGUCCCUUUAACAACGGAGCGGACGUCACGGAGUACCGGCUGGACUGGGGGUGCGAGGAGGGCUCGCUGCAGCACACGUACGCCGGUGGCUCGCAGAGCCACGAGCUCAAGGGGCUCUCCCCGGCCACCUUCUACUUCUGCCGCGUCCAGGCGGUGAAUUCGGCCGGCGCCGGGCACUUCAGUGCCGUCGCCACGGCCUGCACGCCCCCGUCGGCGCCGGCGGCCGUGAGCUGCGUCCGCGUCCUGCAGGACGGCGGCGACUCCGGCCUCACCGAGCCCAACGCCGACGCCGCCGCGGCCGCCGCCUUCUGCCCGUCAUCGUGCUUGGCCGUGGCGUGGGAUGAGCCGUGCUGCCACGGCUCCGACAUCGUGGCCUACAACGUGGACUUUGGCGAGAGGCAGCCAGCGGCGACGGAGCGAGCGGCCGCCCGGCGGCACGUCAUCCGCAACCUCGCGCCUGACACCACCUACAGGAUACGAGUGCAGGCGGUGAACGCGGUCGGGGCGGGCCCCUUCAGCCAAGCGGUCAAAGCCAAGACCAAGCCGCUGCCUCCCGAGCCGCCGCGCCUCGAGUGCUCCGCCUACGGCCCCCAGAGCCUCAAGCUCAAGUGGGGGGAGGGCGGUGCUUCCUCCAGGGCGGCGGCCGCCGACUCGGUCGUCUACAGCCUGCAGAUGGAGGACCGCGCCGGAUGCUUCACGGCGGUGUACACGGGGAGCUGCCACACGUUCAAGGUGCAGCGUCUGAGCGAGCGGACGGCCUACGCCUUCCGCAUCCAGGCCACGAACGAGGCCGGCGACGGCCCCUUCUCGGAGACGCACACCUUCCGUACCACGCGCCUGCUGCCGCCCGCUGUCAAAGGCUUGCGGGUGCAACAGAUGGACGGCAACGCUUGCGAAGUGCUCUGGGAGGCCGUGCCACCCAUGCGGUCGGACCCCGUGAUCUACGUGCUGCAGCUGGCGCUCGUCGCCACCGCCAGGGACGCCGAUUACAAGCAGGUGUACAAGGGCCCGGACACGCAGCACCGGCUCUACGGGCUGCACACGGGCAGUGAGUACCGCCUGCGCGCUUGCGCGAUCCGCCAGUGCACGGAGCAGCAGGGAGUCCCCCCGGCAGCCGCUCAGCUAUCGUCAACAACAACAACAACAACCUCCUCGUCGUCAUCGUCGUCAACGGUGUCAUCGUCGUCUUCAUGUUCGUGGUCGUCGGCGGCGACCGCCGCCACGGCGACGUCCCCGUCUUUGUCGCCGGGGACGGGGGCGACCACGCGGGAGCUGAUUGGUCCGUUCGGCGCCGCCGUGACCUUUCACCUGCAACGGCCGCAGUCGCAGGCCUCGGCGGACGGGGCCGCCAGGCCGGGCGGCGGCCACGACGGCGGCGGUGGCGCCGCCGCGACUGCGGAGGGGGCGGCCAAGGCGCUGAGCGACGAGCAGUGGGCCGCCAUCAUCCUCGUCGCGUUCGCGGGCUUCUCCAUCCUCAUCGCGGUCUUCAUCCAGCACAUGGUCAUAAUGUGAAACUUCGUUUCGGCUGCCCCGCGACAAUUGUAAAACGGUACACGCGGAAAUAUUUAAGGAGAUGAAAACGUAUUUCUUGGCCGAUUUUUUUAUUUUUUCACUUAUUUUUUUUUUUAUUUUUACAAAAACGGUUAAUUUGUGGCACGGAGUACAUUGUGUUUUUUUUGUUGUUGGAUGGUUUUUGGGGUGGUUCAAGGCAGUUAUGCUAAUAAUGGUUUGUUUGUUUUGCAGUUCCAAUUACAUCUUAAGUAAAAUAAGAUAACUAUUUGGACAACGUGCCCGAGAUUGCACGUUGAGAAUCCUGUGUCUUUUCCAAAAGAAAGUGCGCUAACUUUGUAGUUUCCCUUCGAAUCUCUGAACCAUUCCACUCUCUUGCGGUGUCGUGGAUUCAUGCCAUGGGACUCCUUGUCCACAAGGGACGCGGGGGAAGAGAUCUUCGCCGUUAAUUUGCCGACGCGAGUUGGACCGUCGACGUUUGUCCCCGCAAUAUUUAAAAAACGCGCCUACACACACAACCCCCCCCCCCCAGCUUGUCCUCGUGGCCCACACCAAUUCGGACGAGCCACGCUUCCAACGUCGCCUUUCCGCCACUUUUCACUUCGGCGAAACCGUUCCGAGUGUGGGCGCCGGCGAAUUUGGCGUCGGUAAAAGCGUGGGUCACCUUCGAGGAUUCGAUGUUCAUUUUAAAAUCCAGGCUUUGGUUUAAGAAUUUUUAUUCUUUUUUUUUCGGCGUCAGCACACCGUGGUCCGUGCGUUUUGUGUGCGUUCGUAGGUGCCCUCUUUUUUUUCUUCCUUCGAGC
This is a messenger RNA of Petromyzon marinus (sea lamprey), 5397 nucleotides long. RefSeq names its product fibronectin type III domain containing 3A (gene FNDC3A). NCBI's taxonomy places the organism in Eukaryota, Metazoa, Chordata, Hyperoartia, Petromyzontiformes, Petromyzontidae. The record is from RefSeq and is a predicted model, not a curated record. Gene Ontology annotation, molecular function: protein binding.